Aspergillus costaricaensis CBS 115574 is the source of this 1215-nucleotide messenger RNA. Its product is annotated as serine/threonine protein kinase. The coding region runs from base 1 to 1215 and encodes 404 amino acids. NCBI's taxonomy places the organism in Eukaryota, Fungi, Ascomycota, Eurotiomycetes, Eurotiales, Aspergillaceae. The transcript is spliced from 4 exons. The record is from RefSeq and is a predicted model, not a curated record. Gene Ontology annotation, cellular component: mitochondrion.
AUGGACACAGGCUCUCGUAUCGUAGCAAGGCUGCCGACCGGUAUUGCUGGCCCUCCAAGGUUGACAACCAACUCCGAAGUCGCGACAAUGACAUAUUUACGAUCCAAGCUGUCACUUCCAUUACCCAAAGUCCUAGAUUGGAGUGACGAUCCAGCUAAUCCGAUCGGCACUGAUCUAUACUUUGCUGAUGCGCCUCUCGAAGCGCAUAUGAAAAUCCCCUUUGAACAAGGGUUCUGUAUCGGACCGCAAUGCAGUCCACUCUUUUGGAAUAGAAGCCCAGGAGAGCUGGAGCUCUACGGAGGACCAAGUCCUAAUUGCGGUCCUUGGCGUGACCUCACAAGCUAUUGCACAGGUCUGAUUGAGACCGGCUUUUCUCGACUACCAAAAGAAGGAAAUGCCAAGCAUCACUUCCCUCACCAAGGGUCGAUUCAAGAUCACGUUCAAUUGCUCCGUACAAGCCAAAAAGUGAUGCAGAGGCUUAUCGAAGAUAAGCGCAUCAAGGAUGCUGCUGCGCCAGCUUUAGUACACCCUGACUUCCACAAGAGAAAUAUAUAUGUCUCAGCAGAAGAUCCCACUGUCAUCACUGGUAUAAUUGACUGGCAAUCAACAAGCAUCGAACCUUCUUUCAUUUAUGCCAACGAGACUCCCGACUUUGCCACUCCUCCUCAAGACAUCGAAGGAGAAAUAUUCGGCAACAGGAAAGGCGAAUCAACCCCUAUUCAGACAGAGAAAGAGCGGAAAGAUGUCUCGAUCUGUUAUCAGACAUACGACGUAUGUAUGAAAGGUCUAACCCCCAAACUUCGACCCGCAAGACUCCUCGAUCCGAUGUUAUUCCGACUCUUCCACUACACCCACGCAACCUGGAGAGAUAGCGCGACUGCUGUCCGUCAAGAACUGAUGGAGCUAUCGGAUCGGUGGUCUGAGCUGGGAUUGCAUGGGACGUGCCCGUAUUCUCUUUCCGACGAAGAACGUAAUAAGCAUGCUAAGGACUAUGAGGACUUUGAAGCGGUGCAGAGUCUCAAGCUGUGGCUCAAACACUCUUUAAAUACGAAUUCUGAUGGCUGGGUUCCGAAUGAUGUUUGGAAUGCGGCUAAGGAUGCUCAUCGGGCGGUUUAUGAUGAGUGGAUUGAGACGGCGAGGGGGUUUGAGGACAAGGGGGAGCAGGGAAUGACGGUGGAGAAGGCGGAGAGGUUGUGGCCGUUUGAUGAGAGAUAA